Messenger RNA from Silurus meridionalis, 1665 nucleotides. RefSeq names its product cilia and flagella associated protein 36 (gene cfap36). The transcript has 11 exons. The coding region runs from base 366 to 1424 and encodes 352 amino acids. The record is from RefSeq and is a predicted model, not a curated record. Gene Ontology annotation, cellular component: ciliary base; axoneme. Lineage: Eukaryota; Metazoa; Chordata; Actinopteri; Siluriformes; Siluridae.
UUAAUACGUGCGUCCUGCGUCAUCGUUCGGACGUAACGCGUUACCAUGGUUCCCCAGCAUUCGCUUUCUGGAUCUGGGCGGUAUUGUUUCCGAAUCCUAAAUGGCUCUCUGGUACACUAACAAGUGCACUUACACAUAGCAUACGGAACAGUGACUGAUGCACCCUAGGUAGUGUGCAUUAAAGAUAGUCUGCAUUUGGGAGGCGGCCCCCGUGUUGUUUUGGCCAGGUCUCGGAGCUGCGGGAGGCGGAUGUCCGAGCCGGCGGCGCUGAAGGUGUCCCGGUCCGACGCCGAGCUGAGCCGCUGCUGGAGACAUUGGAAAGUAAAAAUCACUAAGGGAAAACGGGAGUGGGAGUGUUGGGGGUCAUGGCGGAGGACAGUGAGUGGGUCGUGGAGAGCAUCGCCGGGUAUCUGGGCAGUCCUGAGUGGCUCAUCCCGCUCACUGAUUUCAUGGAGAACAAAUGUACAGUGUUUGACGACGAAGAGGAAAAUAAAUUAUCAUACACAGAAAUCCAUCAGCAAUACAAACAACUGGUAGAGAAGUUGUUAGAAAACUACAUGCAGGAAGUAGGUAUCAGUGAACAGCAGUUUCUGGCUGCCUGCUCGUCUCCUUUUGCCAAGUCCAAAUCCUUGCAGGCUCUCUUCCAGCCAGUGCUGGCCACAAAUGACUUUCAGAUGUUUCGCUCGCUGAUGGUGCAGAAGAACGUGGAGCUGCAGCUUCAGGCCCUGCGUGUCAUUAAGGAGAGGAAAGGAGCGCUGCCUGACUGCUUAACCGACGGUACGGAUGUGAUGAGUGAACUCGAGCAGCAGGAGAUGCAGAUCCUCCAGGAGGUUCUCAAGCGCUCGAAGGAGGAGUAUGAGGAGGAGCUGGCUCGCAGAGAGCACUUGGGCCAGAAGGUCGCUUCCACGUCCACCACGCUCCGUGAAGAACCGGUGAGGAACGGGAGCGAACCUCAGGCCAAAGCCCACACGCACGCUCAGCCAAUCAUCAGCCCCAGCAAGAAAGUGGGGGAAACUGUGAUUUCUGAGAGAAGUUCAGCCAGUAUAUCUCCUAAAGCUCCUGACUAUUGUAGCACAGAGACAAAGACACUACCAGCAGUCCGAGCACCGGUUAAGGGUCCUGCGCUGACGCUGGUGUCCCGGGAAAAAAGUGCCAACCAGGCAGCCGAGAGCUGGUUGGAAGAGGCGCGGAAGGAAGCUGGAAUCUCCGAACCUUUCCAAGAACUGACUAUAGCGCAGCAGGAACAGCUUCAGCAGAGAGCCGAGUAUCUGAGACAGCAGAGGGACAAAUUGCAGGCGCUGAAGAAAGGGCAGAAAGCGAAAUCCGCGGCCGCAGAGGAAACCCAGUUGCCCCCACCUGCCCCCACGCCCCCAACACCGGUAAAAUUCAAUGAGCGCCUUGAAACGGCUCGGCGGCUCGGCUAGCGCAAACACGUCGCCGCCUCAGAAGGAAAUCUCAGUGGAGGAGAAGAAGAAGCUGCAGAAGAGAAAACACCUGGCUGAGAAACUGAAAGAGGAAGUCAUCAAAAAGUAACGAAGAUCACUCAAGCUCCUGAAGAAGACUGAAAUGAACACGAGACCAACUCAAGAUCUGUUGUUUCCCCCAUGAUUGCAAUACGGUAUAAACGCAUCGAGAUGUAUCUUCUGUAAUAAACCCAGUUUUGUA